AAGUACGCCUUCCUCCCGGGCCUGCUCGGAGGAAGUGCUGGGGUACCAUAGGGCGGGGUAGGGGCAUCCGCGGUCGCCAUGGCCACCGAGCCCGCGGCCGCGGAAGGUACUGUGCCGUCGCUCGUGGAUCGUUACUUCACUCGCUGGUACAAAGCCGAUGUCAAAGGCAAACCCUGUGAGGACCACUGUAUACUACAGCACUCCAACCGAAUAUGUGUCAUCACAUUGGCAGAAUCUCAUCCAGUUCUUCAAAGUGGAAAGACAAUUAAAAGCAUCUCCUAUCAAAUCAGUACCAACUGUAGCCGACUUCAGAACAAGGUCUCUGGGAAAUUUAAACGGGGGGCACAGUUUCUAACAGAGCUUGCACCUCUGUGUAAGAUUUACUGCUCCGAUGGAGAAGAAUACACCGUUUCUAGCUGUGUUAGAGGACGGUUGAUGGAAGUGAAUGAAAACAUUCUCCAUAAGCCAUCUAUUCUUCAAGAGAAGCCAUCCACCGAAGGCUACAUUGCGGUUGUGUUGCCCAAAUUUGAAGAAAGUAAAAGCAUAACGGAAGGGUUACUGACACAGAAACAGUAUGAAGAGGUUCUGGUGAAGCGCACGAAUGCCCCGACAGCCACAUCAUGAGGACUGCCGCGGGGAACGAGUACCACGGCCCGCUUCCCCCGCCCUGCCUCCGCGAUCCCUGCGCUAGAGAAGAACCAGCACAAGGGACGCGGGCGUCACGCCCGCCAUCCGCAGAGAGCCCGGAUGGUCCCGCUUCACCUAGUUUCCCCUCUUCGUCUUGCAUAACAAGUCUUGGUUCCCAUUUUGUACUCGCCUCCCAGAUCCUCCCUGCCCACAUACCCACUCUGUUCUUUUGCUUUUCUAAAACUGGCAAGCAAAGGAUGUUUUUGAUUAAAAACAAAGCACUUUGAGGAAACUUUGGACAAGACAGAAAAGUUUUAAGUAGCAAAGUAAAAAUAAUUUACCCAUCAUCCUGUAAUCCAUUGGUAAAUAUUACAUUUUGACGUGCUUCGGUUUGAAUGUUACGGCACGGUUAUCGUUUUUUGCCUCAAUUUUCCCUUAGUUUGAAGUUAAAAAAAAAAAAAAAUCAGGUCUUUUUUUACCCAGUCUGCUUCCGAGUGAUGCUACCAAAAAGGCCAGUGCCACUUCUGCUGCCCCAGCUCUUGUCCCCUUAAGUCGCAGGGGAGAGGCAGAGGAUACUUGCCCGCUCCUUGUGCGGUUCAGAUGGCCUUUCUCUCUGAAAUGAAGUCCAGGGUAACACUGUGGCUUCUUAAAUCAGGGAAACCGGAAAAGGCUUUGAAAACUACAAAGGGCUUUCCCAGCAUGGAAGUAUUCUGAUGCGGUGUAAGGCUGCUAAUUACAGCAUAUACAGUGUAGCCGCUCAGCCUCAACACUCUUGCUAUGGGGCAGCCAGCCCAGAAGUUAAGGACAAGUCGCCAUCAUCCAAAGAUAUAGAUGCCUUUGAAUGGAACAAAAACUUUCAUGUCAUCUAAACUGAAAACGGAACUGAUUUAUAAGAUUGUCUACUCAUUUACACUGAAUUUCAAAUAAAAGGGCUUUUUUAAAUUGUUAUUUUUUUCCGUAAAGGCUGCAACACGUGUACAUUUAAAUAUCUGUGUAAAUAAAGCAGAAGAUGUAAUUUAAUACAGAAGAAAUAACUUUACCUGUACAUUCCUUUGGUUCUCUAUCCUCUUAUGCUGUUGAAGUCAUAAGGCAUUCCUUCCCUUCCCCACUUAAAUAAGAGAAUAUUCUCAUUUCAGGUAUUUAAAAGUAUUUUGUAAAUAAAAUCCAAAAGUUAUUUGUGACUCAAAAAAACUUCUUGUAACUUGAAUGCCAGUGUGACAGUCCCUUAAAUACACCCACAAGACAUAAUACAGGCAGUAGCUCCACAGACACCUACACUGAUGAGCUGUGAGCUGGAAACAAGCACAAACCAGCACAUCCCCAUUUUGUGUAGCGUAACGAUUCCUGAAGACCUCAGAAAACCAAGAUGUUAAAGAUACUAAAAGAAAUAGAAAUACCACAUUCUCCCAUAUUCCUACUGUGUGAUUUUAAAGAAUAUUUUGGUUUCCAGGAAUAAAAAUCAGACGAUAAUUUUUUUUUUUUAAAUACUUUAUUUACAAAGACCGAAAGCAAGAGAGAUCACAGAGGCAGAGGGAGAAAUAGACUCACCACCAAGCAGAGAGCCUGAUGUGGGGCGUGAUCCCAGGACACUGGGAUCAUGACCUGAGCCAAAGGCACACACUUAACCAACUGAGCCACCCAGGCGCCCAUGCCUGGUAAUUUUUAUAAAAGAAGUAUUUUGUAAAAGUCAUUAGGCCAAGUGUAUCCCAUUUUCUCAUGAAGGCUUACAGUAGGUUCAAGUUUCCUUCAAUAAAAUAUUGACUAGUUAA
Messenger RNA from Mustela lutreola (European mink), 2396 nucleotides. RefSeq names its product actin binding transcription modulator (gene ABITRAM). Gene Ontology annotation, molecular function: actin monomer binding; actin filament binding. Gene Ontology annotation, biological process: dendrite morphogenesis; regulation of actin filament polymerization; regulation of filopodium assembly. Lineage: Eukaryota; Metazoa; Chordata; Mammalia; Carnivora; Mustelidae. Gene Ontology annotation, cellular component: lamellipodium; filopodium tip; dendrite. The transcript has 6 exons. The record is from RefSeq and is a predicted model, not a curated record. Bases 79 to 624 code for a protein of 181 amino acids.